AUGUCUUCUGAGAACGUCUUCCUCAUAUGGGGUGGUGAAGGAUGGGUUGCUGGUCACUUGAAGACUCUCCUCGAGAGCCAGGGAAAGAAGGUCUAUUCCACCACGGUUCGCAUGCAGAACAGAGAAGCUGUCAUUGCUGAGCUCGAGAAAUACAAGCCCACCCACGUCCUCAAUGCUGCUGGUUCCACUGGCAGACCCAAUGUCGAUUGGUGCGAGGAUCACAAGGAGGAGACCAUUAGAAACAACGUUAUCGGUACCAUUAACUUGGCCGAUUGCUGCUACGAGAAGGGAAUCCACAUCACUGUCUUUGCUACUGGAUGCAUCUACGCCUACGAUGACAAGCACCCAAUUGGUGGCCCAGGUUUCCUCGAGACCGACAAGGCCAACUUUGAUGGUUCUUUCUACUCCGAGACCAAGGCACACGUUGAGGAGAUCAUGAAAAACUACAGCAACUGCUUGAUCCUUAGACUUCGUAUGCCAGUCAGCGACGACCUCCACUCCCGUAACUUCGUCACCAAGAUCGCCAAGUACGAGCGUGUCGUCGAUAUCCCCAACUCCAACACCAUCCUCCACGAUCUCCUCCCUGCCUCCAUCCUCAUGGCCGAGCACAAGGAUACUGGCAUCUACAACUUCACUAACCCAGGUGCCAUCUCCCACAACGAGGUGCUGUCCCUCUUUAAGGAAUUCGUCCGACCAGACUUCACCUGGAAGAACUUCACAUUGGAGGAGCAAGCCAAGGUCAUCAAGGCCGGCCGAAGCAACUGCAAGCUCGACACCACUAAGCUCAUCAAGAAGCUCAAGGAAUACAACUUCGAGGUUCCCGAGGUUCACGAGGCUUACAAGGGCUGCUUCCAGCGCAUGCAUGCUGCGGGUGUGAAAUAA
Molecule: messenger RNA, 882 nt
Organism: Mollisia scopiformis
Lineage: Eukaryota; Fungi; Ascomycota; Leotiomycetes; Helotiales; Mollisiaceae
Product: UDP-4-keto-6-deoxy-glucose-3,5-epimerase/ UDP-4-keto-rhamnose-4-keto-reductase
Exons: 3
Coding region: 1-882 (293 amino acids)
Biological process (GO): S-adenosylmethionine biosynthetic process
Cellular component (GO): methionine adenosyltransferase complex
Molecular function (GO): methionine adenosyltransferase regulator activity
Source: RefSeq, a predicted model, not a curated record